Coregonus sp. 'balchen' is the source of this 14915-nucleotide messenger RNA. NCBI's taxonomy places the organism in Eukaryota, Metazoa, Chordata, Actinopteri, Salmoniformes, Salmonidae. The record is from the annotation of a GenBank genome assembly.
GAACGUCAGUGUCACAGAUGAAAACGAGUACAGGGUUGUGUAGCACAAAUUAUAAAGGUUUUAAAAUGGCAUAUCAUUCCGGUAGUCCGUAUAGAGGAGCUCCACAACAACAAUACAACAACGCAGCGCCGGCCCCGGCGCCGGAUCAAGGUUUUCUUUGGAAUAUAUUUCAGAGGUGAGGUAAAAUACGUCUUUCGUGGCGAUCGAAAUACUCCGCUUUGGUUUGAGCUUCAUUUUGAAAACUGCUGCCACAGCGCAUAAUUGGCAGAGAUAGUAAUAGCACACUUUAUAUGUUCGCUUCGGUACGCAUACAAAGUUAUUGUUUUCAUAUUAUAACCAUGGUUCGAUGAGGACAUUUAUUUGACAGACUGGUUUUAAUUUCUUAAAGAAAAAUGUAGGAUUUUGUAUUAUUAUUAUUGGGAUGUAUUUUGCCAGUCAUUUGGUUCUAGUAAGCACGUUUUUUCUCUCUUCCUAUUUUACUCUCUUGCAUUUUGACAUUUUUCUACCACACAUACAAGGCCUUAUUGUUGUUCAAAGGACUUCUUGGAGUUGAUUUAGUCAAUGGCAUCUAAUGAAAAUAAUCUUAUUUACUAUCGGUUUCUAUUUUGUCGGGCGGUUAUCUUAUGAGAAUGGCUUUGAAUAAACUUUAUUUUACAAGAACUGACGAGAGCAGGCAUGACAAUUCACAUACAGUAAUAACUGACGAGCUGGCAUAAGGUUGUAGUAGAAAAAUAGGAAGUUGCUCUUGCCCCUGGUGGUAGUAUUGAGUUAUGUAAUACUGCAGAGGACCCAUGGUGCUUUGCUUUCUCACAACAUUAAAAUGCUGGAGGCACGCAAGAAAGACCCGAAACACCUUUUUUGAAUAAUUUAUAAGAAAGAGAUCUAGGUCUUAUCUGGCAAUCUGUAUUCCACCACACACUCCACAACCAAGCAACUCACUGGGGCUGGCACUCCCUCCCUGGGUCAUAUGACUGGAGUGGUCAAAGUGAAAAUCCAUGAGUCACUAGCAACUUGGUGCCUUUCUUAGCAUUUUGUUUGGCUUGAGUCAUAGAAUGUUCCUUUUCCACUCUCCACCUAUAGGAUCAUCAGUUUCCAUUACACUGGCUUGUGAAAAAUGUGGGCCACAAAGACAGCCUAAAAUAGAACAGCAAAGGAUCUAGGCCUAGGUCAACAUCUCUGAUGUGGCAAUACAAAUAAUUGCUUUCACUGUCUGGUUUAGGGUCAUGUUGGCUGAAAACCGGUCUCCUGUUCAGAAGGGCUACUCCUCUUCCCCCUACCAUGAGAACCAGCAUGACAUAAGCUGCUAAACCAUUUGAAUGGGAGACUAUGUUCUGCCAGGCAUGUCAUAACUUGAAUCGCUCCGCAGGAAAAACUGAGACAGAUUGGGGAAAUGUUAGGAUUCCAAUGGCUGCUGUGCUGUGCUGUGUAUAUAAUUUUUUGGAUCUGUUCUGAACACCAAUCAGCAAAUGGGCAGAUGGUUCCAACUUCUGCUUCAGGCCAGGGAAAGGAAUGUUAAUGAUGCUCUCCCACUUCACCUCAUUUUGUGUAAAACCCAGUGAGGUAAGUUAACCUGAGGUAGAGAGAGAAAAAAAAAAGAAGAAAUGGAGUGUGUAGUUGGACACAGCACAGACCCUACUCUAAAAGUGUUUGGUUAAUGUUAGGUACCCCCUCUGACCAACCUUUCCCUUUUUAAAGUCUGUAGGAAGUCACAAAGCGUGCCUUCAUGGAAAGGUCAGGAUUUGUCCCGUCUUGCUAUGCAAAGACUGCGGUUUAGUUGGUGUGUUGUUGGGUUGGAGGGGUUGCUAUGUGAGUCAUUCAGGGUGGGAGGAUUGCGCUUCAUUUCACAGAGAAGAAGGUUAUUCCAGAACUGGAAGGCAAGGCCUCUUAUUUCUGUUCAUGUUCAACCCACAAAACGUCUCCCACGUCUAAAUAGAAAGCUUGUACCAUUCUUAUACUGUUCAAUUGGAACACGAUUAAAAAAAAUUAGGCUAAUUAGUUUGUGAUACAACACUUCUGCGACAGACAGCGCAUGGGUAUUGUGCUGAAAGGCGCUGGGUUCUGAGAUUCUACAAUAGAAUGCUAUACGAUAUUUGUGUCUAUUGUAAAUUCAAUGCGAAAACGUUCAGUGCAUCUUUAAUCUAUUUUCCCUUGAUGGAAAAGCCUCCUUUCUUUGGCAUUGCAUUCAAAAUAUAAUAGCUAGGCUGAUUCCAGAUCUGUUUAUGCUGUACCGUAACCAACUCCUAUGCUUGUUGUCAUGCCAAACAUCGUUGGCAAGACUGCACAAACAGACCAUAAUAGCCCUCUUGCCAACAAUCAGGCUAUUACAUCACACACGAGUGUAGCACUAGUAACCCGUGUCAUCAGCCUGUUUGAAUGCAGUUGGUUCGUUUUGGUUUCACCUUUCACUGAUCUGUGAUGGUGGCACGGGGCGUCCCUGUAAAACGACACUCGCCACCAUCCCCACAAGCCGUUGUCCCUCCCGUCCCUAGACCAGCCCACACACUCCCAUUGAAUGGAGUGUUGAGAUCUUGACAAGGGGCUUACAGCGUAGCAUGACUAUAGGGUUUCAACAGGGCUGUAUUGUGUGUUAAUACCGUCUGUCUGUCUUGUUUCCUCCCAGAGUGGACAAGGACAGGAGCGCCGUGAUAUCAGACACAGAGCUGCAGCAGGCCUUAUCGAACGGUACGUUCCUCCUCCUCUAGAACUCAACACUUCCUCCUCUCAUUUCAACACCUGGUUAAGGACAGAGAUGAGAGAAGCUUGGUGUGGAAAGUUGGUGGUCUGAACUUGAAAUGGACACGUUUUGUUUUUACCUCAAAAUGUCCGACCAUCAGGUGAAAAGGUUGUCUGGUGACACAGGGAGAGUACUUCCUGUAUGAGGCAGGAAGUGUCUGACAACAGCUACCACCUGAUUAUCAACUCAAAACCCUCUGGUUGUUGAGAUAUGACAGAGAGGAGUGGCUUAACCAACGCCAUGAGCACAGCAUGACAUUCAUCUUUCCACCAGGCUGGAUGGCGAGAUAUGCUCAUGAUUGAGUCAUUGCCAUGACUGAACAUCGUGUUUACCUUUGGGCACUUGUUCCAGCAAAGCAAACAUUGAGACCAUGUUGAUAAUAACAAUUUAUUCUGAACCUCAACAUUUUGAAUCGAUCGAGGACUCUGCAGUUUUUGAAAUGGAUUGAAUGGAUAUUCUUCUCUCCGACUGUUUUUGGACACUAAAGAUGCUCAGGAGCGGUGAAAGGAGCUGUUAUCUGGCCGUAGCCCUGGUUCAGAAUACUGAUGACCAGGCUGUGUGGAAGGAAGGCAGGCAGGCAGCAGCCGUGUUCACACAGUCAGUCCAGUUCAUUAGUAGGGCUGUGUCAUGAUGAGGAUGUGACUGUGACCAAGCUGCUGACUGAAUGCAAGCUGUGCCCCAUCCUCGGCCGUGCGCUUCGCUGACCAUGCCCAUGGUGUUGUCACUCACUCUAUCACUCACUGUUCCUUUCCUCUUUCCUGUUUUUCUUCUUCUCUUAUCGAUCCUUCGCUCCUCUCCUCUCCCCACUUCUCGUCUUCCCUGGUUUCCUCUCAUCCUCUGCUCAGAGCUGACAUGCCGUCUCUCUCCAUCAGACCCUGUGGCAGUGCCGCUCCCUGACAUACAUCACCAGUCUUUCAUUAAAGGGAAUAUUUUAUAGGUGCCGGGACCUUUUUGCUAGCUCUUCAUAUUGAACUGUCCUCCUAGCACCUGCUCUGUCUGCACCAAGCACCUGCCAAAAUGUGUCCAGACUGAUAUUUAUGUGCUUUGAUUAAUUUUUUUGGUUUCGGAGCCACCAACCUAGUAGUUGCUGAAAUUGGCAGCAUUGCAUUCACUGUGCUGAGUAGUUUGAAUGGCAGGUCUACCUACGUGCCAAGGGAAUCUAGGCCCAUCUACUAAUGAUUAACUCCUGCAUUGACUCCUCCUGAAUCGCCUCAUGAACACACAGACUAAUAAUAACACAGAACAAUCAUGUCUGGCUUUGACAGGGAACAUGCACAAUUAGGCUAGGUCCCAUGUGGCUCAGUUUGUAGAGCAUGGCGCUCGCAAUGCCAGGGUUGUGGGUUCGAUUCCCACGGGGGACCAGUACGAAAUAGUAUGAUAAAUGUAUGCACUCACUACUGUAAGUCACUCUGCUAAAUGACUAAAAUGUCAUGUUUGGCUAGGGGCAGAUUGUCUGGUUUCUGUGGCGAAGUGGCUCAGCCCUCUGCCUGCACUUGGUGUCGGAGAGGAAAGGGGGCGAGAGGGGUGAUUUUCUGUCUCAAGGUCGAGCUCAACCUUGCACAUGCUGUUUUAGUCUGCCUAGAGCAGUUAGAUGUAAGUGAGUGUUACUAUGUUUAAAUUCAAACCUGUGUGAGGGCCUUUCGAUGUGUGUGCGUGUUAUUAUAGAGCUGUUUUCUCACUGAGCCUCUCCUGUCGGUCACCCUGUUCUUUUUCUUCCAUGUCCCCCCCUCCCUGCUCCCUCUUCAUGAGUGGGCACCGGGCAGCACAGUGAGAAGGCCCAGUGUGUUGCACAUAGGAAGCUUUGUCUCACAGGCUGUAAAAGCAGUACAGACCCAGUCCCUUUCACAGCCAGUCCCACCCAGCUGUAAAACCAGACCCAGUUCCGGUCCCACCCAGCUAUAAAACCAGUCCAGAUCUAGUCCCACCCAGCUGUAUUACCAGAGUGGUCCCAGCCCAGACCCAGUUCAGCUGUAUUAGCAGAGUGGUCCUUGACCUAGUCCAGUCCAGUGGGAGACAUCUCCCUGUCUCUUGGCUUAUUGCCGUUGCAGAGUAAAGGCUUAAUGACAAGUGGUUCACUUUACUGCACUGCAAAUCUCUCUCUCUCUCUCUGUCUCUGUCUCUGUCUCUCUCCUAUGUCUCUGUCUCGUCGUCUGUCUCUGUCUCUGUCUCUGAUCUCUCUCCUCGUGAGGGCCUCCCUCCUCCUCUCUCUCUCCUCUCUCUCUCUCUUCUUCUCUCUCUCUCUCCUCUCUCUCAAGAGAGGGUGAGAUGGUGAGUCAGCAAGCUUUAGGGAACCCUGAUAAAUCUCCAGCUCUUUCUCCGGGGUAGCUGUUACCCAAAAUACUGGCUUGGUACUAAGCAUACCCAAGAUAAGAACAUAACGGUUGCUUAAGUCACCAGAGUUCUCCACUACUAACUCCUGGCCUAAUUCCCUCUUCUUCUUGUGCUGUUAUGAAUGGCCUGGUUCAUUUGAAGUCCAAAGGUAUUAACUUGGCAGUCAUCCAGUACGAUUGAACUCUUAGCGGCUGAAAGUCCUCAUUUGUUUCACCCAUCUUAUCUUCUCUCUAUAGGUACAUGGACCCCAUUCAACCCAGUGACGGUCCGAUCAAUCAUAUGUGAGUAGUUGUCUCUCAUUGACCCUUGACACACAAAAAAAACCUUGCACAACGACGGCCCAUAAUAAUGGCUGGAACGGAACGAAUGGAUUGGCAUCAAACACAUGGAAACCAUAUGUUUGAUUGUAUUUGAUACCUUUCCGCUCCAGCCAUUACCACGAGCCCGUCCUCCCCAAUUAAGGCGUCACCAACCUCCUGUGCAUGCAGCUAUCAGCAAAAGGAGUAUUUAUUUCCCACAAACCGGAGGAUGUUUGUUUGUCUCAAAAGGCAUAUCCAUCUAGAAUCACCCUGUUGAUAAAUUAACACACUUUAUUACACCUUCACCAACUGGAUCAUUCUGGAGUCUGAGAAGUGUAGCGGAAUGUGAAUGGAAAAUACACUGCUCAAAAAAAUAAAGGGAACACUAAAAUAACACAUCCUAGAUCUGAAUGAAUGAAAUAAUCUUAUUAAAUACUUUUUUCUUUACAUAGUUGAAUGUGCUGACAACAAAAUCACACACAAAUUAUCAAUGGAAAUCAAAUGUAUCAACCCAUGGAGGUCUGGAUUUGGAGUAACCCUCAAAAUUAAAGUGGAAAAUCACACUACAGGCUGAUCCAACUUUGAUGUAAUGUCCUUAAAACAAGUCAAAAUGAGGCUCAGUAGUGUGUGUGGCCUCCACGUGCCUGUAUGGCCUCCCUACAACGCCUGGGCAUGCUCCUGAUGAGGUGGCGGAUGGUCUCCUGAGGGAUCUCCUCCCAGACCUGGACUAAAGCAUCCGCCAACUCCUGGACAGUCUGUGGUGCAACGUGGCGUUGGUGGAUGGAGCGAGACAUGAUGUCCCAGAUGUGCUCAAUUGGAUUCAGGUCUGGGGAACGGGCGGGCCAGUCCAUAGCAUCAAUGCCUUCCUCUUGCAAGAACUGCUGACACACUCCAGCCACAUGAGGUCUAACAUUGUCUUGCAUUAGGAGGAACCCAGGGCCAACCGCACCAGCAUAUGGUCUCACAAGGGGUCUGAGGAUCUCAUCUCGGUACCUAAUGGCAGUCAGACUACCUCUGGCGAGCACAUGGAGGGCUGUGCUGCCCCCCAAAGAAAUGCCACCCCACACCAUGACUGACCCACCGCCAAACCGGUCAUGCUGGAGGAUGUUGCAGGCAGCAGAACGUUCUCCACGGCGUCUCCAGACUCUGUCACGUCUGUCACGUGCUCAGUGUGAACCUGCUUUCAUCUGUGAAGAGCACAGGGCGCCAGUGGCGAAUUUGCCAAUCUUGGUGUUCUCUGGCAAAUGCCAAACAUCCUGCACGGUGUUGGGCUGUAAGCACAACCCCCACCUGUGGACGUCGGGCCCUCAUACCACCCUCAUGGAGUCUGUUUCUGACCGUUUGAGCAGACACAUGCACAUUUGUGGCCUGCUGGAGGUCAUUUUGCAGGGCUCUGGCAGUGCUCCUCCUGCUCCUCCUUGCACAAAGGCGGAGGUAGCAGUCCUGCUGCUGGGUUGUUUCCCUCCUACGGCCUCCUCCACGUCUCCUGAUGUACUGGCCUGUCUCCUGGUAGCGCCUCCAUGCUCUGGACACUACGCUGACAGACACAGCAAACCUUCUUGCCACAGCUCGCAUUGAUGUGCCAUCCUGGAUGAGCUGCACUACCUGAGCCACUUGUGUGGGUUGUAGACUCCGUCUCAUGCUACCACUAGAGUGAAAGCACCGCAAGCAUUCAAAAGUGACCAAAACAUCAGCCAGGAAGCAUAGGAACUGAGAAGUGGUCUGUGGUCACCACCUGCAAAACCAGUCCUUUAUUGGGGGGUGUCUUGCUAAUUGCCUAUAAUUUCCACCUGUUGUCUAUUCCAUUUGCACAACAGCGUGUGAAAUGUAUUGUCAAUCAGUGUUGCUUCCUAAGUGGACAGUUUGAUUUCACAGAAGUGUGAUUGACUUGGAGUUACAUUGUGUUGUUUAAGUGUUCCCUUUAUUUUUUUGAGCAGUGUAUAUACUAAGAAAAUACAACUAGUUUUAUAUAAGCUCACUCUGACUGUCCAGAAGCAUGCAGUGUAGUGUCCACCCAGACCUUCCAUGUGAUGAAGCCCUUUGUUAGGACAUCAUUGGAUUAAACCGCAAGGGAGAGUUCAAACAGGCAAGACUUCUUUAACUCUGUGUCACAACACAUCGUGCGAGACCUUAAUUCAUUGUGUUAGUGUUACAGCAUUAAACUACACUUCCCAGCUGCCCUUUCUUCUUAGUUGUAGUUCUCAGGGGUCUAGACCUAUUCAGUUAAAAUAAUUCAGGACGUUUCAGAUAAAAAUGUAAUGAAUAAAGAUGACAUGGUGCCCGAUUCUAUAAGACAGAAAAAACAUACCUAUUCUACAAAGUGCAUUUCUAUCAAUGUUAUUUUAUAACGUUGCACCGUACUGAACAGACCCCACUUGAGCUCACUCAUGUCUCCUCUAUUGGCUUCCCUCUCACAGCCAUGUUCGACGGCCAAAGGAGGUGAACUUGACAGAAAAAAACUUACAUAUUCUACAACAGUGCACGGAUUCUAGCACAAGUAUUGACCACACUGUGCUCAUAAUGUUCGGGGUAACGUUUCCCUUGGGGGUUUUCCCUCAAUCCCCGUUCCCAUUGGUGUCCCGGGUCAUGGUUUGGCAUAGGGGCAGGGAAACAUUUCUGCAACCGGGUUUAGUUCUUGGUAAUGGGCCCCUUGUGGUUGAGGUGUCUAAACCCAAAGGUGAAAACCCCACCUAACCCAAAACAUCAAGGGCAAAACAAAGUUUGGCCCCUGAACCUCCUUUUGGGGGCCGUUUCCCUAUUUCCCUGGUUUAUCCAUUUCAACGGGGGUUUUGAUUGUCAACCCCGUUUUCCGGACAUUGCCUUGAUUUGGGUUAUUUUUUAAAUCCUUUAUUUUUUGGGGGAAUUAAAAUUAAAUCAGGUUUUAAUACUCACCCCCAAAGCCAGGUAGGUCCACCAGGUUUUUGAAACCCCUUUUUAGCCUUGGACCCGCAGUUUUAAGGCCUUCUACCCCGUUCACAAAAUGUGGGAACCUUAAUAUGUGGUACCGGUUUUAAAUUACCACUUCAGUUGUUUUUUAGGGGUUUUUUGACCACGUAAAAAUGGGUUUUUAAAAAAAAAGAUAAGAUGAAGGGCGAUUUAAACAAAAACAACCCUUUAAAAGUAUUUUUAAUUUUUUUCCCUAACAUCCCCCUUGAGUCACUAUUCCUAUUUGGUUCCAAAUUAAUGGGAAAAAGGGGGGGGUUUAUUCAAGGGUUGGGGUUGGAAAUAAUCAGGAAGGGAAAAUUCACUUAAAAGACCACUCGGGUUCAGCACCUACAGCCUUACCGGUUCCCGGUUUCAAUUUCCCAUUUACCCCCACGGGGGGAGGAAACCCUGUAUGUGUUCAAAGGGCCCGAAUUAAUGCCUUUUAGGGUUAAGUAAAAGCAUAUCCUGAUUACUGUAUUUUCAAAAGUUUGUUUCGUGGGGUUAGGGAAUUUAAAAUUGAAAAAUUAAAGAAAAGAACAAGGAAAUGUUUGGGUUAUUCAUCCAUUUUUUUCCUUCAGCCUUAAAGGUCCUCCAAUACCAGGUGACCACUUGGUAGGUUAUGAAAUUAUGUGUGUUACUUUGGUACCUUGUUAUUUGGGGGUUUUGUCCUUAUUUAAGUGAACAAAAAACCCUUAUUUUUUUCCAUUGGGUAAGGGGUUUUUAUUUGCUUUUUCUUCCUCCUCCCCUUUGUCUUCAGACCAGUUUACAAACUUCAUAGAGAAGUUUGAAGGCAGAGGGAAGGGGAAAAUGGCCUUGAUGGGCUUUAUCCCGUGUUUUAUGUUUACAGGAAAACCUUUUUAAUGGGUUACUGUGCACAUACCACUAGUGGGUAGACGUAGAAUGUAGCACGUAAAUGUGCACGUAGAAGUGCAUGUAAAUGAGCACUGGGGGGUGUAGCACUGUAGAAGGGAGCUGUAGAAUGUAGCACUGGGUGGUAGAUGUAGAAGUAGACUGUAGAAUGUAGCACUGUAGAAGGGAGACUGGAGAAUGUGCACUGGGUGUGUAGCACUGUAGAAUGUAGCACCUGUAGAAUUUUUAAACACUGGGUGUGUAGCACUGUAGAAAUGUAGCACUGUAGCGGAAUGUAGACUGGGUGUUGUAGCACUGGAGAAUGUAAGCACGGGGUGUGUAGCACUUUUAGGAAGGGUAGCACUGUAGGAAUGUGCAACUGGUUAGAAUGUAAACCCCGGGGUGUGGUACCAACUGGGAAGAAAUGUACCACGGGUUUUUUAAGCAACUUAGGAAAUUGUUACCAAUUGGUCAAUGUACCACUGGGGUUUAGCGCUCUAGAAUGUACCACUUUGGUUUGUGAAUGAACUAUAGGAAUUUUUUCCACUUGGGUUUUUGUGAGCACUGUAGAAUGUACCACUGUAGAAUGUACCAAUGGUUGUGAGACUCUGGAAUGUACCACUGGUGUGUAGCACUCUGGAAUGACCCCACUGGUUUUGUAAGCACUUUUGGGGAAAGUACCACGGGUUGUGUAAAGCAAUCGGAAUUGUUACGCUGGGUGUUUACACUCGAAUGGUACCUGGGGUGUAGCGCUUUUUCUAGAUAUGUACCGCGGGUGUGUAGCGUCUAGAAUGUACAACGGGGUGGUGUACGCUUUAGAAUGUACCAUGGGUGGUAGUGUCUAGAAAUGUCCCACUGGGUGUUUUGCGCUUAGAGUGUACCCGGUUGUUUAGCGCUAGAAUGUUAACAAAAAGUGGUUUAGCUCUGAAAUGUACCACAGGGUGUUUUGGCACUUAGAAUGUACCACUGUAGAAUGUACAAGUAAACGGGGGGGGGAAUCAAAACCGCCAUGGGGGUGGAACCAUUUUACUUUGUCAUUCCUUGAAAACGGGUGGUAUUGCAACAUUUGUUUGGUUUAGGGAAAUUUGUUUUACGAAGGAUUCGGGGGGAAAAAUGUUGGGGGGUUUUUUUUUUUGAGAGUGAUUUAAAAAAAAAUGUUUUAAAAAGAAAAUUUUGGGCCCAAAAAAUGAUGAGGGCCCCCCCUUCCCUGGAUCCCCGGGGGGAAAUUUUUUGAAAGGAAGUUAAACAGGCAAGAUUUUCUUUGGCAAAAUGGCGGGGGUUAAUUUUGUUUUUUUUUAAAAAAUUAACCUAACCCAAAAGGCCCCUUUUUUUUUUGGAUUUUAUUUUGGGCUAUAGAAAAUAAUUGGGGUUUAGUAAAAAAAAGAUGAGACAGGGGACUAUAAAAAAAAAAACCCUUUUUAAAAGGAAUUUUUUAAAUUUUUUUUAUAACGUUGCACCGUACUGACAGACCCACUUGAGCUCACUCAUGUCUCCUCUAUUGGCUUUCCCUUCAAAAGCCAUGUUCGACAGGGGAAAAGGAGGGGAAAUUCAAAAGAGUUCGCGGGCGUGUGGAAGUACAUCACGGACUGGCAGAAAAUCUUCCGCACUUAGAAGAGACCACUCGGGUUAUGACCAGAAGAGCUCAAGCAGCACUGACUGGAUUCGGGAGCAAAGUAUGCUUUCUUAUUUGACAACGGUGGAGGGCCAACCGCUGAUGUAUGUUUCACAGGGCACCCCGUAUUUAAUGCCCUUCCUUAAGGUCAAAUAAGGUCAACAUGCAUGAUCCUGGAUAAAGCUACUGUAUGUGCCAAAAUAGUUGUGUAUAUCAGUGGAGGCUGCUGAGGGGAGGACGGCUCAUAAUAAUGGCUGGAACGGAGUGAAUGGAAUGGCGUCAAACACAUGGAAACCAUGAGUUUCAUGUAUUUGAUAUCAUCCCACUCAUUCCGUUCCAGCCAUUACCACGAGCAUGUCCUCCCAAAUCAAGGUGCCACCAACCUCCUGUGGUGUAGAUAUAGACAUGCUUUGUUGUUAUUUUUUGUCCUUGUAUUAUUAAAAUGAAGUAGUGCUUAGUCCUGUAUGUGAAGUGAACAGGAGAAAGCCCUAUGGAUGUUACACAUUGGGUAAGGGUUAUUGUGAUGUUGACUGUUCUCUGACCUCCUCCCCAGGGUAUCGUCUCUCAGACCAGUUCUACAACACUCUCAUAGAGAAGUUUGAUAGGCAGAGGAAGGGACAAGUGGCCUUUGAUGACUUCAUCCAGUGUUGUAUUGUUCUACAGGUAACCCUUUUUUAAUGGGUUACUUUCCCCUACCCUAGUGGGGUACACUGAGAAUGUAGCACUGUGAAAUUUCAUGUGAAAGUACAUGGGUUGUACGUGAAUGUAGCACUGUAGAAUGUAGCACUGUAGAAUGUAGCACUGGGUGUGUAGCACUGUAGAAUGUAGCACUGUAGAAUGUAGCACUGUAGAAUGUAGCACUGUAGAAUGUAGCACUGGGUGUGUAGCACUGUAGAAUGUAGCACUGUAGAAUGUAGCACUGGGUGUGUAGCACUGUAGAAUGUAGCACUGUAGAAUGUAGCACUGGGUGUGUAGCACUGUAGAAUGUAGCACUGUGUAAUGUAAAAGCACUGGGUGUGUAGCACUGUGAAGGUGUUAGCACUGUAAAUGUAGCACUGUAGAAUGUAGCACUGGGUGUGUAGCACUGUAGAAUGUAGCACUGUAGAAUGUAGCACUGGGUGUGUAGCACUGUAGAAUGUAGCACUGUAGGAUGUAGCACUGUAGAAUGUACCCCGGGGUGUUUAGCACUCUAGAAUGUACCACUGGUUAUGUACCACUGGGUGUUUAGCGCUCUAGAAUGUACACUGGGUGUUUAGCGCUCUAGAAUGUACCACGGGGUGUUUAGCACGCUAGAAUGUACCACUGGUUAUGUACCACUGGGUGUUUAGCACUCUAGAAUGUACCACUGGGUGUUUAGCGCUCUAGAAUGUACCACGGGGUGUUUAGCACUCUAGAAUGUACCACUGGUUAUGUACCACUGGGUGUUUAGCGCUCUAGAAUGUACCACUGGUUGUCGUAGCACUGUAGAAUGUACCACUGUAGAAUGUACCACUGGUUGUGUAGCACUCUGGAAUGUACCACUGGUUGUGUAGCACUCUGGAAUGUACCACUGGUUGUGUAGCACUCUGGAAUGUACCACUGGUUGUGUAGCACUCUGGAAUGUACCGCUGGGUGUUUAGCACUCUGGAAUGUACCGCUGGGUGUGUAGCACUCUGAAUUACCCUGGGUGUUUUAGGCUCUAGAAAGUACCACGGGUGUUAGAGCUCUAGAGUGUACCACGGUGUGUUUAGUGCUCUAGAAUGUAACACAGUGUGUUUAGCACUCUAGAAUGUUCCACUGGUUGUGUACCACUGGGUGUUUAGCACUCUAGAAUGUUCCACUGGUUGUGUACCACGGGGUGUUUGGCACUCUAGAAUUUUACCACGGGGUUUGUCACUGUGAAUGUACCACUGUAGAAUGUACCACUGGUGUGUAGCAUUUGAAAUUACCCCGGUUGUGUAGCCUCUGGAAGUACCGCUGGUUGUUAGCACUCGAAUGUCCGCUGGGUUGUGUAGCACUCUGGGAUGUACCGCUGGGUGUUUAGCGCUCUAGAAUGUACCACGGGGUGUUUAGCGCUCUAGAAUGUACCACGGGGUGUUUAGCACUGUAGAAUGUCCAACCACGGGUAGAAUGUACCACGGUUGUGUAGCACUCGGGUAAUGUACCACUGGUUGUGUAGCACUCGAAGUACCGUACCUUUAAGUCCGCUGGUUGUGUAGCACUCGGAUGAGGUUUACCGCUCUGGUUGGGUUUUACCCCUCUGAAUGUACCACUGGGUGUUUAGGCCCGCUACUAGAAUGUACCACGGGGCCGGGGUUUUGCGCUCUAGAAUGUACCACGGGGUGUUUACACUCUAGAAUGUCCACUGGUUGUAACCCACUUGGUUGUUUGUGCUAACUGUAGAAUGUACCACUGGUUUUACACUCUAAUUUCCCCCUGGUUGUUAGAAAUCUUAAUGUCCACUGGUUUUUGUAGCACUUGAGAUGUCCCAUGUUAAUGUACCACUGGGUUGUUUAGCACUCUGGAAUGUACCCUGGUUGUUUAGCACUCUGGAAUGUACCACUGGGUGUUUAGGCCUCUGAAUGUACCCGGGGUGUUUGGGCUCUGAAUGUACCCUGGGUUGUUUAGCGCUCUAGAAUGUACCACUGGGUGUUUAGCGCUCUAGAAUGUACCACGGUGUGUUUAGCAGCUGUUUUUUAUCUAGAAUGUACCACGGUGUGUUUUAGAAUGUACCACGGUAGCAUGUAGAAUGUACCACUGGGUGUGUAGCCUACAUUGUCACCCCAGUAUAUACAGCCCAUAUUGAGAUUGGACUUUGGGUUGGUUCAACAUGGCAUCUUUUCAUUUAUGUACAUGACAUUUUAGAGACUCUUUGCAAAUUAGAUUUCUGACCUUGACCAGUGGUUUUUCUUGGACAUACUCUUGUCUGUAAAUUAAUUAAGAUGUUUUGGGCUGGUUUCCCAGACACAGAUAAAGCCCAGUCCUGAACUAAACUAUUUCAAUGGAGAAUCUCAAUUUUGAAUGCUUUUUAGUUCUGGACUAGGCUUAAUUACAUUUCCAUUUUAGUCAUUUAGCAGACGUUCUUAUCCAGAGCCACUUACAGUUAGUGAGUGCAUACUUUAUUUUAUUUUUUCAUACUGGCCCCCCGUGGGAAUCGAACCCACAACCCUGGCGUUGCAAACGCCAUGCUCUACCAACUGAGCUACAUCCCUGCCAGCCAUUCCCUCCCCUACCCUGGACGACGCUGGGCCAAUUGUGCGCCGCCCCAUGGGUCUCCCGGUCGCGGCCGGCUACGACAGAGCCUGGAUUCAAACCAGGAUCUCUAGUGGCACAGCUAGCACUGCGAUGCAGUGCCUUAGACCACUGCGCCACAAUCUGUUUCUGGGAAAGCGGUCAACAAGGUUUAUUAACCAACAUGGCAACUGUACUGGCUAGUAUGUUUAAGUCAAGAUCUACGGAUCUCUAGAUCCACUGUAAUAUAUUAUCUUAGAUUUUUUUUUAAUAGUUAUUUUUCAUUUGUCACUUUCAGAGGUUGACCGACGUGUUCAGGAGGUACGACACGGACCAAGACGGCUGGAUCCAGGUGUCCUAUGAACAGUAUCUAUCCAUGGUUUUCAACGUUGUAUAGUAGAAACAAGAGCACAACUGGACACAACACUGUGCCAAAUCCUUCCCACCUCCACAACGUGUCUUCCUGGAUCAAGCGGACUGGGACUCUGGGACAGGAUAUAACAAUAUUACGUUCUGUCUGUCUGUCAUUUUUCAUAAUGUUUGUUUAAUAUCUGAAUCAUAUCUUGAUAAUGGUAAAGACCUGAAUAUCUGUGUUUAAGGUAAACCUGCAUUGUACAUAUUAUUUAGGACAAAUAACUGCAUGCUUCCGGGGAACUUCUGCCAAUGUUCAAAGCAUGCCCUCUAUCUCAGAUCUAUUUUGCUGAAGCCAUGUUUACAAAUACUGUGAAAGCAGGUUAUGGUCGGGCACAAACGCCUGCUUUUAGAUUCACUGACAUGCCAGCUAACGCCAUAUUUGUAUAGUCUUAUUUUUAACCAGCAAAUCUAUAAAUAAAAGUUAGAGCCUAUUAGGAUUUUAGGUAAAAUAAGCGUAUGCGUUUGUAUUGCUUUGUGUGUGCAUGAUGCCUUAAACUGUAUAAAUGCAAGAGGAACCUCAUUUAUUAAAAAAAGAAACCUG